Molecule: messenger RNA, 1146 nt
Organism: Yamadazyma jaroonii
Lineage: Eukaryota; Fungi; Ascomycota; Pichiomycetes; Serinales; Debaryomycetaceae
Source: the annotation of a GenBank genome assembly
AUGUUGCAAAGAAUUACGAUAGGUGCUUCACUAUUCAAAUCGAGUAACAGAUUAUUAAUAAGGCAGUUUUCUUUACUAAAUGGUGCACGUAAUUACUUCUUGUCGAAACACGUUCAAGAAGAAGAAGAAGACUUCGAAUUAGAGAAUCCUUAUAUCCAGUAUCCUGUGAUAACCAAAGAUCAAAUGAAGAAGAUAGCUAUAGAUAAAUUCAAAUUUGAAUUUUCUUAUUCUUCUUACAGUUUCCAUUCUACAAGAGCUCAUUCAUCCAUCCAUUCAUUAUCAGAUUUGACUGACCCAACGCAGUUGAAUUCAUUAUUACCAAGAAGAAGACCUCAGGGAUCACCUGCAGACACAUUGUCAAUAAAAGCAGGAGAUGAUGCGAUGCUAGUAUCACCUACCGUUAUUGGUAUAGCUGAUGGUGUUAGUGGUUGGGAGAGUAAAGGUCAACACGGGAAUUCAGGUGUAUGGUCAAGAUCAAUGUUAGAAACUUUGAGUCGUCUUUUAACGGAAUAUAAAAUUUCACACUACCCACAUCAUUUAAAUAAAAGGGAUAUCGAUCAGAUCAUUGACGAUUCAUAUUUACAUACAUCUCAUUUGAUGGACUUGCAAGAUUUAAAUGGUUCUUCGACUUUAAUUUUAUGUAUGAUGAGUGGUGAAGUGUUGAAAAUGAUCAGUAUCGGCGACUCCAAAAUUUUCGUUAUUAGGGACAACAAGAUUGUCAAAACUAAUGAAGAACAGAUGUUAUCUGAGUUAUGCCCAAAACAAAUAGGAACUCAAACUUUAACUCAGUUACCUUCAGAAAUAGCAUGGGUUGAUUCAAUCCAAUUAAAAGAGAAUGAUAUCAUUUUUAUGUGUUCUGAUGGUGUUAGUGAUAAUCUAUAUGAAAGCGAAAUCGUAGAUUAUUUAGAUGAAGCUUUAAAUGAGAAACAAUUAGGAUUAAAGGGAACUGCUAAUUAUCUCAUCGCCAAAGCAAAGGAAGUAGCUUUUGAUGAUUAUGCAUUCACUCCCUAUAAUGAGAAAGUGAAUGCAUUACCAAAGGAGAAGUAUGGCAAUAAAAUUAGCACAGGUGGUAAGCUUGAUGACAUGUCUGUCUGUUUAGCUAAGGUUGUAAUAAACAAAAGCAUAUUAAAAAAAACUCAAGUUUGA